CCACAUUAGCUUCAUUCGCGCAUUUCAGCCACUCCCCCAAAAGACAGCAUACGAAAUGCCGCCGCCAUCGAAAAAGUCAAAGAGGCUCUCUCGCAAGGACCUACAGCAACUCAAAGACUAUGGAGAGCUCGAUCCGCUUAGCAGCGCCAGCGGUGGAAACGACCUCGACGAGCUUAUUAGCCGCGCCAUGAGCAAAAACGGCUCGCAUCGCCAGGCCGAGGUCAGGUUCUCGUCCAAGAAAGGUCGGGAGAGAUACGAGCGGCAUCUCGGAAAGCAGGGGGCGUUUCUACCGAAGAAGGAGAAGAGCGCCAGGCCCGAUGCCUACUCUCGUCUGCUGAAAUCUCUGGGUGGAUCGAGUGCCAUUCCUGCAAAGCGCACUGCAGUUGUUUCGGACGAAGAAGAGGAAGAGGAAGAGGAAGAAGAGGAGUAUGCUGCUGUGGAUUAUGACAAGAGCGAGCAUGGUGGUUUGCCAGCAACCGACUCCGAGGAUGAAGCUGCAGCAGACUAUGGGCAGGUCGAUGCCGGAUCGGAUGACCAGGACGAGCAGGAAGGCGAGGCUCGGAGCGAAGACGAUCUUAGCGAGGGAGAGGAGGAGGAGGAGCAGGCCAACGAGGAGGAUGACACUGAAAUAGAUGGGUUCAAAGAGGUGUUUGAGCUCAAGGACUAUCUUGCUGCACACGUCGCCGACGACGAUUCGCCGCUGGCUCACAAGAAGCUGGCAGCGGUCACACAAAAGGAGUACAAGCAGGUGCCCAUAGACGACCCGAUUCUGCGCAACACGGUCUUGUUUGACACCGGAAACGAGGGCAUCAAGGAGCGUAACCCGCGGCCGCUGAAGCAGCGCCUUGUCAAGCCGUUCCACAAGCUCAAUAACUCUGACCGCUUCACCGACUACCAGGCGUCAAUCUUUAAUUGGUUUGACCAGUACCGCGAUGUGGUCUACGCAGGCCGCACCAUAGAGCAUGACGAUGAGCUGACCACUGCCUAUGCUCUGCAUGCUGUCAACCACGUCCUGAAGUCGCGCGAUCGUGAGCGCAAAAACAACGCAAGACUAGCCAGGGCCCACGCCACCGGCAAGGACGCUGGCGAACUCCGCGAUCGUGGCUUUACACGCCCCAGGGUUCUGGUUAUCCUGCCCGUCAGGAAUAGCGCCUACCGGUUUGUCGAAAAGGUGCUGAGGCUGCUGUCGUCGGAGCAAGAGAUGACCAAAACCCGGUUCGAGAAGGAGUUCGGGCCCGGGAACGAGGAUGAUUCCAAGGCCAACAAGCGCAAGCCUGCAGACUACCAGCACACCUUUGCUGGCAAUAUCGACGAUGCCUUCCGGAUUGGCAUCCAGCUACGCAACAACGCGGCAAAGCUCUAUGCAGGCUUCUACGCGUCCGACAUUAUUGUUGCUUCCCCAAUCGGCCUGCGCAUGACAACAGGCGCUGAGAAGGGCGAGCGCCGUGACUUUGACUUCCUCUCGUCCAUCGAAGUGCUCAUUGUUGACAACUGUGACACGCUGCUGAUGCAGAACUGGGACCACGUCAUGCACAUGUUCACCAACCUGAACCGCACACCCAAGAAGGACCAUGGGUGUGACUUUUCUCGCAUCCGCAACUGGUACCUCGAUGGCACCUCAAAGUACCGCCGCCAGACCAUCAUGCUUUCUGACUACUUGACGCCAGAGGUCCAGGCUGUCUUUACCAACAAUUGCCAGAACAUCGAGGGCAAGGUUCGCAUCAAGCCGUCGUACGCAGGAGCUGUGACAGACGUUGUUGCCCAGGUCCCACAGAUCUUCAAGCGCCUGGGCGUCAAGCGCUUGCUUAGCGCCGCAGACGAUCGCUUUUCCCACUUUACCGAGCAAGUGCUGCCCGACAUUGAGAAAUCAGCUGUUGGCGACAAGCACACAUUGAUUUUUGUCCCCUCCUACUUUGAUUUCGUGCGCAUCCGCAACUACUGCAAAGAGCGCGCAUGCUCGUUUGCUGCCAUCUCAGAGUACUCGACGCGCUCUGAGGCUAUGCGCGCCCGCAUGAACUUUUACGACGGCAAGAUCAGCUUUAUCCUGUACAGCGAGCGCGCCCACUUCUUCCACAGGUACCCAAUCAAGGGCAUCCACAACAUGGUGUUCUACGGUCUGCCUGAGCAUCCGCUGUUCUACUCGGAGCUGGUCAAUCUGAUGCUGACCAGCAACGACGAGACGGCAGCGUCGGAGCUGCUCUCAUGCACUGCGUUUUUCACAAAAUACGAUCAGCUCAAGCUUGAGCGCGUCGUUGGCACCCGUCUUGUCACGCAGCUCUUAACCAGCGAAAAGUCGCAAUACACAUUUGCUUAGAAAGCGCACUUUCCAAUACAGACAUUUUCAACUGGC
Messenger RNA from Linderina pennispora, 2350 nucleotides. RefSeq names its product DUF1253-domain-containing protein. Bases 56 to 2314 code for a protein of 752 amino acids. Gene Ontology annotation, biological process: maturation of SSU-rRNA from tricistronic rRNA transcript (SSU-rRNA, 5.8S rRNA, LSU-rRNA). Gene Ontology annotation, molecular function: U3 snoRNA binding; rRNA binding. The record is from RefSeq and is a predicted model, not a curated record. The transcript is spliced from 2 exons. NCBI's taxonomy places the organism in Eukaryota, Fungi, Kickxellomycota, Kickxellomycetes, Kickxellales, Kickxellaceae. Gene Ontology annotation, cellular component: small-subunit processome; nucleolus.